Molecule: messenger RNA, 2146 nt
Organism: Vicugna pacos (alpaca)
Lineage: Eukaryota; Metazoa; Chordata; Mammalia; Artiodactyla; Camelidae
Gene: TIMD4
Product: T cell immunoglobulin and mucin domain containing 4
Biological process (GO): phagocytosis, engulfment; cytoskeletal rearrangement involved in phagocytosis, engulfment; apoptotic cell clearance
Cellular component (GO): cell surface
Molecular function (GO): virus receptor activity; phosphatidylserine binding
Source: RefSeq, a predicted model, not a curated record
AUGCAUCCUUGGGUAGCCAUUCCAGGCCUCAUCCUACUUCUGACAAAUGGUGUCAUGUCUUACGUAAAAGUGGUUGGGAUGGUGGGUCAGCCUGUUGUACUGCCCUGCACCUAUACUGGCAAAGUCACAACCAUGUGCUGGGGCCAUGGGCCAUGUCCUUGGUCUCGCUGCACAGCUGAAAUGAUCUCGACUGAUGGAUAUGGUGUCACCUAUCAGCAGAGUCCGCGUUAUUCACUAAAGGGAGAUAUUUGGAACGGGGACGUGUCUCUGACCAUAGACAAUCCAACCGUGCAGGACAGUGGCCUGUAUUGUUGCCGUAUUGAAAGGAAGGGCUGGUUCAACGAUAGAAAACUCACCAUAUCUUUGGAAAUAAAGCCAGCUCCUCCAAGGACAACUAUCAAAACUAUGACAACUUGGCCAACCACCACGACCAAGAGAACUUGGCCAACUGUCACCACCAAGAGAACCAGGCCAACCAUCACGACCAAGAGAACUAGGCCAACUGUCACCACCAAGAGAACUAGGCCAACUAUCACCACCAAGAGAACUUGGCCAACCACCACGACCAAGAGAACUUGGCCAACUGUCACCACCAAGAGAACCAGGCCAACCACCACGACCAAGAGAACUUGGCCAACUGUCACCACCAAUAGAACCAGGCCAACCACCACGACCAAGAGAAGUAGGCCAACUGUCACCACCAAGAGAACCAGGCCAACCACCACGACCAAGAGAACUUGGCCAACUGUCACCACCAAGAGAACCAGGCCAACCACCACGACCAAGAGAACUUGGCCAACUGUCACCACCAAGAGAACCAGGCCAACUGUCACCACCAAGAGAACUAGGCCAACUAUCACCGCUCAUCCAAAGCCAGGACCCACAAAGAAACCCCAGCCAGGUCCACCUACCAGGCCUCCAAUGACAACUACAACUUGGGCCAACACCACCGCCCGUCCAAAGCCAAGACCCACAAAGAAACCCCAGCCAGAUGGAAAUGACACUGUGACCAAGUCUUCAGGUGCCCUUCAGCCUAACAACCAAAGUCCUGCAGUGACGGUAGAAAGUCCAUGGAGGACCAACAAUAAGGGAAUCUACAUUGGACUCUGUAUUGCCGCCAUAGUGUUAUUGGUCACGAUUUUGACUGUCUUGCUUGUCAGAAAAUAUUUGUGCCUGGGAGGCAAGGUGGAGCUUCUACGCGUGAUAUCAUUUAAGGACAGUCACUUUGGAGCUUUGAAAAAUGCAGCUGUAAAGCAUGUCCGAGCAGAAGACAAUGUCUACAUUAUUGAGGACAGUCAGUAAGUCGUGGAUUAAGAUUCGGUGGCCUUCUAAGGCGUUAUGACCUUGACUGCAGAAGAUAGUAACCAGACAUCACCAUUGACGUCUGGAGCAGGACAAUUUUUCGGUCAGUUUCACCUGGCAUUCCAACAAGUCAGUAACAUUACGUAGAGUGUCGCUAGCUCAAUCUUUGUAGUCCUAAUGUUUUGUUAACUAGCUCAGUCUUUCUAGUCUUUGCAGAGCCCUUGCCAAAACAUGGAAUGUACCCCUUAGAAUUGUGUAUCCUCUUUAGACCUAUAAAUCCUGUAUCCAUCAAGAAUUCUUACUGGGGAGACAGAAAAAGCAUUGCUACCUUGGUCACUCAAGCUGUCAAGAAGAGUUGGAUGUGACUUGAAAUCAGUAAAUAUGAUUUGGGACUUUAAGAGCUUCACUUGAAAGCAUUUUAUGGUUCUCUUUUAUUUUUUAUCUAGUAACUCCAAAUGUUCUAUUCCUUAAGGCCCCCAAUGGUUUCAAAUCAUGGGUUGCAUAGGUUUUCAUUUACCCAAUGGGGAAAUAGAAGUGAGUGUGAUUUUACCAUUAGAGGCAGAUCUGGUUUCUCAUGGCUCUGGAAAUAUAAGGUAUUAAGUGCUUUCCCUGGGACCAGGAUGGGUAUUUUAGCAGUUCGGAGAAGCUAGGGUAGUGAGCGGACCAUGUAGACACCAGGGGAAGAAAAUCAAUGGCCAUGUGACUUGUGCUGUGUCUGUUACAUUGUUCCAUCUGUGCUGAAGUUCUAGGCACUUCCAUAGACAACUAUCAGGCUCUCUGGAGUAAUUUUUAGAAUGAAGCAGGGCAGAAAUAAAUAAAUGGAAAAAAAGAGAGGGACGGAGCA